Messenger RNA from Budorcas taxicolor (takin), 1653 nucleotides. It is a transcript of the gene CDADC1, whose product is annotated as cytidine and dCMP deaminase domain containing 1. The record is from RefSeq and is a predicted model, not a curated record. Gene Ontology annotation, biological process: dTMP biosynthetic process; dUMP biosynthetic process. Gene Ontology annotation, molecular function: zinc ion binding; dCMP deaminase activity. The transcript has 10 exons. Bases 79 to 1626 code for a protein of 515 amino acids. Gene Ontology annotation, cellular component: cytoplasm. Lineage: Eukaryota; Metazoa; Chordata; Mammalia; Artiodactyla; Bovidae.
GAGAGGUGGGGUUGCUGGGGCAAAGAUCAUGCAGGACAGCGAGAGGUUUCCUGGGCUGCAGAGGCCGCUAGGCGGGGGAUGAGAGAAGCGGGGCAGAUGCAAAAUCUGGAGAGCGCGGGGGCCGGACGGUCAGUCAGCACCCAAACGGGCAGCAUGACCGGUGAAAUACCAAGGCUUUCUAAAGUCAACCUUUUCACUCUGCUCAGUCUCUGGAUGGAACUGUUCCCAGCAGUGAAAACCCAAAGACAGAAGUCUCAGGAAAAGGAAGAAGGAAAGCAUGGACCCCUAGGAGACAAUGAAGAGAUGGCCAGAGUAUCUGCUGACAAAAAACAGGUGAAGAGAACUGGUCUUGUGGUGGUGAAAAAUAUGAAAAUUGUUGGUCUCCACUGUUCAAGUGAAGAUUUACAUGCUGGGAAAAUUGCUCUGAUAAAACAUGGGUCAAAGCUGAAAAACUGUGAUCUCUAUUUUUCCAGAAAGCCAUGUUCUGCUUGUUUGAAAAUGAUUGUAAAUGCUGGAGUUAAUCGAAUUUCAUAUUGGCCUGCUGACCCAGAAAUAAGUUUGCUCACUGAGGCUUCCAGUUUUGAAGAUGCAAAGUUAGAUGCCAAAGCAGUAGAAAGACUGAAGUCAAACAGUCGGGCCCACGUGUGUGUCUUACUUCAGCCUUUGGUGUGUUACAUGGUGCAGUUUGUAGAGGAGACCUCUUACAAAUGUGACUUUAUUCAAAAAAUUUCCAAAACAUUGCCAGACACUAACUUUGAUUUUUAUUCUGAAUGUAAACAAGAGAGAAUAAAAGAAUAUGAAAUGAUAUUUUUGGUUUCCAAUGAAGAAAUGCAUAAGCAAAUACUGAUGACUAUAGGUUUGGAGAACUUGUGUGAGAAUCCGUACUUUAGCAAUCUAAGGCAGAACAUGAAAGACCUUGUCCUUCUCCUGGCCGCAGUAGCUUCCAGCGUGCCCAACUUUAAACACUACGGAUUUUAUUGUGGCAACACCGAACACAGUAAUGAAAUUCACAAUCAAAGUUUGCCACAAGAAAUUGCAAGGCACUGCAUGAUUCAGGCCAGGUUACUGGCAUAUCGAACUGAGGAUCAUAAAACAGGAGUCGGGGCAGUCAUCUGGGCGGAAGGAAAAUCUAGAAGUUGUGAUGGGACAGGCGCCAUGUACUUCAUAGGAUGCGGUUAUAAUGCUUUUCCUGUUGGAUCUGAGUAUGCUGACUUCCCGCACAUGGAUGACAAACAGAAAGACAGAGAAAUAAGGAAAUUCAGAUACAUCGUACAUGCGGAACAGAAUGCCUUAACAUUUAGGUGUCAAGAAAUAAAACCAGAAGAAAGAAGUAUGAUUUUUGUGACCAAGUGCCCUUGUGAUGAAUGUGUACCUUUAAUUAAAGGUGCAGGCAUAAAACAAAUCUAUGCAGGAGAUGUAGAUGUUGGAAAAAAGAAGGCAGACAUCUCUUACAUGAGAUUUGGGGAACUUGAAGGUGUCAGCAAAUUUACAUGGCAACUGAAUCCAUCAAGAACUGGUGUUCUUGAGCAAAAUGAGCCUGAAAGCAGAGAGAAUGGCGUUUUGGGAUCUGUACCCCUGGAUGAAGAACCACACCAGAACAAGAAGCUGCGUCUUGCAAACCACUAAGUCUUGUCUGAACAAGGGGUGAAGCCC